This is a messenger RNA of Botrytis deweyae, 1790 nucleotides long. RefSeq lists its product as uncharacterized. Lineage: Eukaryota; Fungi; Ascomycota; Leotiomycetes; Helotiales; Sclerotiniaceae. The transcript has 8 exons. The record is from RefSeq and is a predicted model, not a curated record. Gene Ontology annotation, molecular function: heme binding; monooxygenase activity; iron ion binding. The coding region runs from base 1 to 1647 and encodes 548 amino acids.
AUGGAUACUACUAAGGAUUCCCAGUGGAGGUAUUCAACUUCAUCACAUAUUCCUCUAUCAUUACAAAUAAUUGUAAUCUCUGUGGUUGUUACUUCUCUAUGCUGUGCCUUUCGGCGUCUAUACUUCCAUCCGCUGUCCAAAAUUCCAGGACCAAGGCUAGCUGCCGCAACAUCCUGGUAUGAAUUUUAUUACAACUUCAUUCGAGAUGGAAUAUAUGCCAAGAAGUUUGAAAAAAUGCACACAGAAUACAAUUCUUCGGUCAUCCGAAUUGCCCCCAAUCAUGUCCAUGUCAAUGAUCCAGAAUUUUUUUCAAAAAUGUUCAACAACAGGACAACUUAUCGCAAGGACCCAGGUUAUUAUAAGCAGAUAAGCGUGUCCGAGUCUCUUGUUUCCAUCCUAGACCCACAAGAACAUCGUCUGCGGCGACAAAAAGUCAGAUCUUUAUUCUCGUCAAAAGCUGCAGAUUCGAUGGCACCAGGUAUUCUCGCAGUCGCUCAGGAAGCGGCCAACGUCAUGAUUAAGCGUGGAGAAGAGAAAAGACCUAUUGACAUGCAUCGACUCUGUCGCUCCAUUUCUUCGGAAGUAAUAUUUAAAAUGGCUUUUGACGAACCUCAACAUCUUUUAAACUCACAGGAAGAGCAUCCGGAAUUAUUGGCAAGCAUGGAUGCCUUCUUCAACAAUUUUUGGAUAUGUAAGAUUUCUCACCCACUUCUCUGCCUGCUCACGUUCAGUCGAUGUCUCUCUUGGGACAUAUUCUCUAACCUUGAUUUUGUCGUCUCAGUGAAAACAUUCCCCGCCGUUGCGUGGUUGGCAACAAACCUACCUGAUUCGCUAGCCCAGAAGACAGUUCCCGGAUUUAAAAGUAUUAGAGAUAAAUGCGCAAAAUGGGCCACAAGGGCUGUUGCACGACAGAAUUCACGCGAAAUCACCAAAAAUGACUCGUCAUCAAAUACCGUCUUCGAUCUUCUUCUCGCUUCAACUCCCGAGGAACCGCGUUCCGAAUUUUCCAUACCAGACUUGGUAGACGAGGCGUUCUUAUUCGUACUUGCAGGGACUGACACUACAGGAGCUACAAUUGCAAAUGCUUUAUACUAUAUUCUCUCUUCAUCAUCCGUUUCUUCUAAAUUGCUAGACGAACUAACUGCUCACGGUAUUACAUCGCACGAAACUUUUGAUUGCAGCCUAGUUCAAAGAUUACCAUAUCUGACGGCAGUUGUCAAGGAAAGUAUGCGUGUUCAUACUUUGGUGCCAGGUUAUCUUCCGCGUAUUGUACCCGAUGGGGGAGUAGUUGUAGAUGGACAUUUCAUACCAGCAGGUACAACCAUCUCGCAAACCCUUUUAUCACUUCAUCAUAACGCGUCUAUCUUUCCUUCGCCCGAGAAAUUCGACCCCGAACGAUGGGUUAGGGACGAAGAGAAAGUAUUAGAAAAGUAUUUCGCUCCAUUUAGCAAAGGUUCAAGAAAUUGUCUUGGCAUGAAUCUUGCGAUUGAAGAAAUACAUAUAGCAAUUGCGCUUUUCAUUUCCCGGUUCGAAUUAGAGCUUUAUGAGACAGACGCUAGAAGUAUGGAGUGGGUAGAUCGUGCAAAUGCGGUUAAUAGAUCGACCGUUAAGGUGCUUGUUAAGCGUGAUAGAUGGGCCGAUAAUUAGUGAUAUGCUUGAAGUGGCUGAACUUCUUCGAUGAAGAAGUCAGGCUGGAAACAAUUUAAGAACAGCAAAAGCAUAUCAGCUCUGCUAGUAUAUACUUCGUACACUCAGUAUGGUCAAAUUGAAGAAUCAAACUAAAAGAAUUU